This is a messenger RNA of Striga hermonthica, 606 nucleotides long. Lineage: Eukaryota; Viridiplantae; Streptophyta; Magnoliopsida; Lamiales; Orobanchaceae. The record is from the annotation of a GenBank genome assembly.
AUGGUUGCAGAUGAUGAGAGGGAAUUUAGUUAUGACGAAAAUAGCCCGAACGGUCCGGCGCACUGGGGAGAGAUCCGGCCGGAAUGGAGUGAGUGUAAUUCAGGGCAAAUGCAGUCUCCGAUUGAUCUGUUGAGUGAGAGAGUUGAAAUAGUUUCGAAUUUUGGCAGACUUAAGAGAGGUUACAAUCCCUCUAAUGCUACUCUAAUCAAUAGGGGCCAUGACAUGAUGAGCCACGAUAACCGCACGGCUGUGAUUGGGAUCAUGUAUAAAAUUGGUCGUCCAGAUUCCUUUCUGUCCGAGAUGCAGAGGGAGUUAGAAGCAGUAGCUCAAACUCAUGAGGUGGAGCACUCUGUGGGUGUUGUGAAUCCCAGGCAAAUUAAAUUCGGGAGUAGAAAGUAUUACAGAUAUAUUGGUUCACUUACAGUCCCUCCUUGCACUCAAAACAUUAUUUGGACCAUGGUUAGAAAGGUGAGAACCGUUUCAAGAGAACAAGUUCGAGUGAUUCGCGAAGCUGUCCACGAUGACUCAGAAGCAAAUUCCAGACCUAUCCAACAGCUGCAUGAUCGUUCCAUUGAUCUCUUCAGACCCAAAGAUCGUUUCAACUGA